Messenger RNA from Thalassophryne amazonica, 2311 nucleotides. RefSeq names its product potassium channel, subfamily K, member 10a (gene kcnk10a). The coding region runs from base 273 to 2000 and encodes 575 amino acids. The transcript is spliced from 7 exons. The record is from RefSeq and is a predicted model, not a curated record. NCBI's taxonomy places the organism in Eukaryota, Metazoa, Chordata, Actinopteri, Batrachoidiformes, Batrachoididae. Gene Ontology annotation, biological process: stabilization of membrane potential; potassium ion transmembrane transport. Gene Ontology annotation, cellular component: membrane. Gene Ontology annotation, molecular function: potassium ion leak channel activity.
CAGACCUGAACCGCAGAGGAAACGUGCUUUGCCUCGAGGUCUGCUGCAGAUGAUGCGCAGUGCACAAACUGCCGCAUAAACACAGAAAGGCCAGACAAGGCAGCAUCCGUUACCAUGUAACCCUCGGAGCGUCGUGUUUCGUGCGCAGCGGUUGUGCGCCGCCGUGGCUGACAGACACCUUCAGAAGAUGCAUCAUGUGCUUCCCGUUCUCUCGCGGCUGAUCGUGAGCUGAUCAUUCUCUUCAGAGACUGUUGUUUGCCACGACGAUCAAGAUGAAGUUUCCCACCGAAAACCCACGAAAACCAGGGACCAUGAACCCUCCGCCAGUGGCAGUCCAGACGAACUUGGUACCUCCAAAGAAAGUGGGACCAGGUAUGCUUCAGUCUAGCCUGGUUCAUGCCAGUGUGGCCACCAUGCAGAACCCCAUGGGCUGCCCUGUUCCACGGCUCUCAAUCUGCUCACGUCCUGCUGCUAUGGUGGGCAGUAUGGAGGCAACAGCUGAUGGUUCUGCCCCUUUCACCAUGAUGAAAUUGAAAACCGUUUUGGCUGUUUUUGUUGUGGUGGUUACAUAUCUGGUGGCUGGAGGCCUAGUGUUCCGAGCACUGGAACAGCCCUUUGAAAACAACCAAAAGAUCACUAUCACUGCGGAGAAAGCAGCCUUCCUCCAAAAGCACCGCUGUGUGCUGCCAGAAGAGCUCGAGGCCAUCAUCAAGCACUCUGUGGAUGCUGUGAAUGCUGGUGUGAAUCCCGUUGGAGAUACUUCAUAUAACUCCAGCCACUGGGACCUGGGUAGCGCCUUCUUCUUCGCUGGAACUGUCAUCACCACCAUAGGGUAUGGAAACAUUGCCCCCAGCACUGAGGGAGGGAAAAUCUUCUGCAUUUUGUACGCCAUCUUUGGGAUUCCACUCUUUGGGUUUCUCCUAGCAGGUGUUGGGGACCAGCUUGGUACCAUAUUCGUCAAAUGCAUUGCCAAAGUGGAGAAGAUGUUCCGAAAUAAACCCAACCAGAUCAGUCAGACCAAAAUCCGUGUGGCCUCAACACUCCUUUUCAUCCUGGCUGGGUGCAUCCUGUUUGUCACCAUCCCAGCUGUGAUUUUCAAACACAUUGAGGGCUGGACGGCGCUGGAGUCAACAUACUUUGUUGUCAUUACUCUGACAACAGUGGGAAUAGGUGACUAUGUGGCAGGGGGAGACCGGAGGAUUGAAUAUCGUAAGUGGUACAGACCACUUGUGUGGUUCUGGAUCCUGGGCGGUUUGGCCUACUUUGCUGCAGUACUAAACAUGAUUGGUGACUGGCUGAGGGUCCUGUCCAAAAAGACAAAAGAAGAGGUUGGAGAGAUCAAGGCUCAUGCAGCAGAAUGGAAAGCUAAUGUGCGAGCAGAGUUCCGUGAGACACGUCGGCGCAUGAGUGUAGAGGUUCAUGAUAAGCUGCAGCGAGCUGCUACAAUUCGAAGCAUGGAGAGACGGCAGCUGGGUCUGGACCAGCGUGCUGUGUCCCUGGACAUGCUCUCCCCUGAGCGCCGUGCAAUUUUCAACAGCUUGGACAACAGCAGCUACAAAACCUCCUCUCAGGAAAGCAUCGACACUAAGCUGAACAACCUUCUCCUACGAGGGGCUGAACAAUGUGAGCAGCAGGCCAACCACCAUACCAUAUCUGAGGACAACAUCUUUAACCGCCUUGGCUCUGUCACUAAGCUGGCUAAGCGUAACAGGAAUCGAGACCUGAAGAAAAACAUCCCUGAUGAAACCCGCCGUCCUCACAGUGAGGCCUAUGGCUGCAGCACAUCCACGUUCGACUACAGCACAGCUGUCAUGGAGGACAGGGGAAAAAGGGAGGAAGGAGGGGAUGAGAAUGAAGACAAGGAAUGCAACACUAGCUUAUCUGAUUUUCCUUUGUUUGUGGAAAUUUCUAAACCACAGAAUGGAUUUAUCAUGGAGCAGUCCAAAGAGAAUGAGAACACAUUAGCAACCAAAGACCUGGAUAUUCAGAAGAGCCUAUAGUCAGAGCUUCCUCUUACCACAGAUAUGUGUAAAAACUACCACCAAGUGCCUUAUGGCUCGUACAUUGUCUCUUUGAGCUCUAUGCUCUGUUCACCAUAUUCACUGAGAUGUAACAGACACUUCACUGUAAACACUGUAUGAAGAGCAAAUUCAAACCAUAAGUUUAAUAACUAGUUUACUCAAGAACAUAUCCAUUUUAUCACCACUUGGGCCUUGAUUUGGUAGGAUUGUCUUUUAUGCACACACCAGUAAAGAUAAUGUUAUUCUCUGUAACAUGAAGGUGUAACAUUUCCACAGUUUGUGGAAAUAAA